GUCUCCGAUCUCCCCUUCCGCCACUCAAACACGGCGAGCGCCCGCCCGCCCGCCCAGCAACCCUAGCGGCUUCGAAGCCGCGGAUCCGGCGGCUUCAGCCCGUCCAAGGACAAUUCGCCCGCCCGCCGCCGCGCCGCCGUCCCCAAUUUUCCACCAGUGGCCACAGCCCGCUGGUAGGUGAGUCGAUACUCGAUAGGUAGAUAGAUAGAUACACGGGUGCAUCGGGCAGAUCCAGAUCCAGAGCGGGCGUGUGCGCGCAUGGCGGGGGCUGUGUCGGCGCUGUUCCUGCUCGACAUCAAGGGCCGCGUCCUCGUCUGGCGCGACUACCGCGGCGACGUCUCCGCGCUCCAGGCCGAGCGCUUCUUCACCAAGCUCCUAGACAAGGAGGGCGACGCGGAGGUCCACUCGCCCGUCGUGCACGAUGACGCCGGCGUCUCCUACAUGUUCAUCCAGCACAACAACGUCUUCCUCCUCACUGCUUCACGCCAGAACUGCAAUGCCGCCAGCAUCCUCCUCUUCCUCCACCGCCUCAUCGAUGUGUUCAAGCAUUACUUUGAGGAAUUGGAGGAGGAAUCACUGAGGGACAACUUCGUCGUCGUGUAUGAGUUACUUGAUGAGAUGAUGGACUUCGGGUACCCACAGUACACGGAGGCUACGAUCCUGAGUGAGUUCAUUAAGACAGAUGCAUACAGGAUGGAGGUAACACAGAGGCCACCCAUGGCAGUCACAAAUGCUGUCUCAUGGCGGAGUGAGGGGAUUCGGUACAAGAAGAACGAAGUGUUCUUGGAUGUGGUUGAGAGUGUCAACAUUCUUGUUAACAGUAAUGGACAGAUUGUUAGAUCGGAUAUCAUUGGCGCGCUGAAGAUGCGGACAUAUCUGAGUGGAAUGCCUGAGUGUAAACUUGGGUUGAACGAUAGAGUUCUUUUGGAGGCUCAAGGCCGAACAACUAAAGGAAAAGCAAUAGAUUUGGAUGAUAUCAAAUUUCAUCAGUGUGUACGGUUGACCAGAUUCGAGAAUGAUAGAACCAUAUCAUUUGUCCCUCCAGAUGGAGCUUUUGAUCUAAUGACAUACAGACUUAGCACACAGGUGAAGCCUCUGAUCUGGGUUGAAGCGCAAGUUGAGAAGCAUUCAAGAAGCCGUGUAGAAAUCACGGUGAAGGCAAGAAGCCAGUUCAAGGAAAGAAGCACCGCAACAAAUGUAGAAAUUGAAGUACCUGUGCCUUGUGAUUCCACAAACCCAAAUAUAAGAACUUCAAUGGGUUCUGCGGCAUAUGCACCUGAGAGAGACGCAUUGGUCUGGAAAAUUAAAUCAUUUCCUGGUGGCAAGGAGUAUAUGUGUAGAGCCGAAUUUAGUCUUCCGAGCAUAACCUCCGAAGAAGCUACACCUGAAAAGAAGGCUCCGAUUCGAGUGAAAUUUGAGAUACCAUAUUUCACUGUUUCGGGUAUUCAGGUACUCAUUGUUGAUGUGUUACCAGUUAGCUUGCUCGGAAUUUUCCCUGGCAUCCUGCUCAAAUACUAUGUUAUAUUUGUGCAGGUUCGCUAUUUGAAAGUCAUCGAGAAGAGUGGAUAUCAGGCCCUUCCUUGGGUUAGAUACAUCACAAUGGCCGGUGAAUACGAGCUGCGGCUUAUUUGAUCUUUUCUGCACUGGCUGCUGGAAGAAAUCAAACAGUUUGCUAGAGUCCGAGGAGCAUAUGUUGUGCUGCACCUGAUUUGUGGCAGCAGGACAGAUGGUACUUGCCGGCAGGUUGGGGUUCUUCUCCCGAAAGCUCCACCUUCCCACCAUGCAGAGUUCUAUUAGUGUUUUUUACCCAUGUUUGCUGUAAGUUCUUCAUCAGUACAGUGGCCUAACUGAAUUCUGGUUUUCCAAUUCUUUCCCCGCUGAUAUCACAUGUAUCAUAUUGAUUUAUUUACUCUGUUGUCACAAGCUUGUACUCUGUUUCUCUGUUAUUUUCUUCCCGACAAAUUUUGAUUGGAAGUGUAUUAACGUUUCUCAUCUUACACGAGUAAAACUAAUUGGA
Molecule: messenger RNA, 2017 nt
Organism: Brachypodium distachyon (stiff brome)
Lineage: Eukaryota; Viridiplantae; Streptophyta; Magnoliopsida; Poales; Poaceae
Product: AP-1 complex subunit mu-2
Exons: 10
Coding region: 259-1632 (457 amino acids)
Biological process (GO): vesicle-mediated transport; intracellular protein transport
Cellular component (GO): cytoplasmic vesicle; clathrin adaptor complex
Source: RefSeq, a predicted model, not a curated record